Dicrocoelium dendriticum is the source of this 1162-nucleotide messenger RNA. NCBI's taxonomy places the organism in Eukaryota, Metazoa, Platyhelminthes, Trematoda, Plagiorchiida, Dicrocoeliidae. The record is from the annotation of a GenBank genome assembly.
ACGCGGAUUAACCAUUUUGACUACAUAUCUUGGACUAUUACUGCAUACCCGUCAUCCUUUCGGAAUAAACGCCGCCCCCAGCAUCUUCCAGCGGAUUGUGGAUGAUAUGGUGAAGGAUACACCCCUUACUUGUGCUUAUUUGGAUAAUAUCCUGGUUUCUUCCCGAAGUGAAGCUGAAUACUUAAAAACACUUCAAACGAUGUUGGAACGUUUGGAAUCGAAUGGAUUGAAACUGAAGAAAUCUAAAUACUGGCUUGACCUAAACAUUGUCAUUACGGAUGCACCCAGACCAGUACAACUGUCUGGAUCGCCUCGGGAGUAUCACUGUCGCCUACAGUUGCCCACUUCUACGGAGCCUGUCUAUGACAAUCAUGUUGCUUGGGACCCACUCACCGCCCAAGGUUUGCAGUACGUACAUCCGCAUAUCCUGCGUCUUGACUCCUCUACUCCUGAAGGCGUUUAUUCCCCAGUUUGCCGAUUCACCUAUGAUCCUUUCGUACUGAACAACACUGUGGAGUUUCUUGUACUGGCUUCACCGGCUGGUUUGAUGCUCACGAUGCACCCAAGCUCAAGUGUCAUUAUAAUUGACGACAUUGACAUACUUUUCGUCCGACUGACAUGGUACGGAGAGCGCCAGCCUUCCGAACAAGCAUUACUCGAUGCGGAGCCUCGAUACUGUCAAGGCUGGAUUGACCGCCGCGAGGACGAUCCUGCUGCACAUCCAUUGUCCUUUGUGAACUACUUGCCAGCAAUCGAGCUGCACACCGGAUUGCUUCAGCUCAACUGCUCCUGCAGUGUCGGUGACACUUGUUUCAAAUCUUUCAUUGCAUAUCUUGUUCGUCUGAUGGACAUGGAAUUGUUUUGCAUCCCACGAUUGACAGUAAACUUGGAACAAGGCCAGCAGGAACAUUUACUUUGUGAGCACAGAUACACCGUAGAGGAUAAACGCAUUCAAAGCCGUCUCUCAUCGACCACGGUCCGACGAAAGGCCGCAUGCACAGAGCAGACAGGCCACCUCGAUGUACGGGACGGGAAAUUACGUAUACAACUGCCGUUUCCUCCACUUGGGAGUUACGAGGUGGAUUGCGCCAGCAACCAAAGUCUCAUACCGGUGCAUAUAUACAGUGAGUAUGGUUUCGGUUUACUUCAAGAAGUUGAGUAA